CACUCUGCUUUCAAAGAACAAACAACAGCUACAACAGUGGAAGAGGGGAGUAAAUAGCUUUUGGUUUGAUAAGAGCUAAUCGGCUCACAGAUGGUUGUGUGGUGACUGUUCCUGCUUCGUGUCAUGUGGGAUUUUUGAAAUUUAUUUAUUUAUUUUUAUAUAAGGGGGAAAAGAGGUUGGUCAUUACAUUCGCCUUGCCCUCUUCCAGUGAUAUAAGUACAGCAGGAAACAUCGAGACAGCACAGAGACGACAGAGAUGCUCAAAGCCGUGAUGCUUACCGGCUUAUUCUUUCUGCUCUUCCUCACAGGAGUAACAGAAUCAAGAGAAGAACAGAAGCACAUCAGUGAUGAAGUAUCCUCUGAGCAGAACUGCAGUUAUCAGGCUGUUUUAAACCACUUAAAGAUGACCAGAACCAAUGAGCUGUACUCCAUGACCCGACCUGUUAGAAACUACAGACGCCCUACACAAGUGUCUUUGGAAGUUCUGCUCUUUGCCAUCCUAGAUGUGGUUGAGAAGGACCAGAAAUUCAUUCCUUUUGUUUGGACCGUGAUGAGGUGGCACAAUGAAUACAUUUCCUGGGACCGAAAUCAGUUCUGUGGAAUUGAUAAUGUUUCUCUCCCAGCUGAGACUCUGUGGAAACCAGAUCUCACUAUUGAGGAAAUGAUUGAGAGGGACAAAGCUCCUGCCACUCUGUACAUCACUAUGAACGAUAAAGGUUAUGUUGAAUACCACAAUGACCUGGUACUGGUGAGCACCUGCAGGAUGCGCGUUUACAAAUUCCCCUUCGACAUUCAGAAAUGCAACCUCUCCUUCAAAUCUUUCUCAUUCACCAUCAAGGACAUUCGCCUCCAGCCAAGUGACAACUCUUCAGAGGCCACAGAGUGGUCUCGUGAAUUGAUGAGGACUCAGUACGAGUGGCUCUUCAUCAAUUUGACAGUAAUCGCCAUCAACGGCACUAAACCACUUGACCAGGACGUCAUCGUUUACACUAUCACCAUGCAGAGGAGGGCGGCCCUCUACAUUGUCAACUUCUUGGUGCCUGUCCUCUUCUUCUUGUCUCUGGACUUGAGCUCCUUCCUGAUUGCAGACAACGGCAAUGAGAAGCUCAGCUUCAAGAUCACUGUGCUGCUUGCCCUCACCGUGUUGCAACUUAUCCUAAAUGAAAUACUGCCUGCAUCGUCAAACAGGAUCCCACUUAUAGUGAUCUACUGCAUCGGGAUCUUUGGUCUGAUGCUGCUUAGCCUCGUGGAGACUAUUUUUGUGAUGUAUCUGAUGGACAAAGAUUCUGUAUCCCAAGAUGAGACAGACCAAGAUGGAAGCCUAAGAGAGGACUAUAACAAACACAGCAAAGUCCACUUCAGCAGCUGUCAUGAUGAGUUGCAAAAAUGGACUCGGGCUACAUUUGUCUACACGGUGUCUGCUGGAGAAACGCCACCUGAGCAGCUGCCUGUAGUCAAACAGGACAAUGGAUGCAAAUUGACAGAAGAGUACCAGGCCUUGGAGAGGCUUUCAGAUGCCCUGAAGGAGAUGGAAAAAACAUUAUCUCUGCUUCUUCACAACAGGAAAGACGAGGAGAAGCCUGGUUACUGGACCAGAGUGGCUAAAAGAGUCAACAGAGUUUUCUUGAUUUUCUAUGUCACAAUGGUCAGUGUGUUUUUAGCUUGUAUCUUCAUAAACUGGAGCAUUCCAUAGAGAUGGUCAUUUCUGCAGAAUGAAAACAUGAUUCACGUUACUUUUUAAAUCCAAGUUUCCUACUCACAGUGGAGUCCUUGAGAGGAUGUAUCGCAUCUCUUACUACCCCUCUGCAUUCUUAAAUCUACAGACACAGAACAGCAUGAGGUGGGGCUGAAUGUUGUGAUUGGUAAAGUUACAGGUAUAAAAGUGGAGUUUGUGGUCUGUCUGAACUGCAUGUCUGUUUCCGUUUUUUUCUUUUUCUUUACUCUGUAAUUGUACUGUAAGAAAAUGUUGGUUGAGUUGCAGCAGAAAUGUUUGAAGAGCACAGACAUCACAGCAUCAGACAAGGCUAAAGAACUAAACCUAGUUUUUGCACUUUUUGCUGAAAUUUGUUGAAACAGAACAUCACAGGAUACAGUGCUUGGACAAAUGACUAGUGUAAACAGCAGCUUCAUACAUUUGUAGUCGACACAGUCUGAUUAAAAGAAUCUACAAUAGUUUGUGCUGCUGGGUUUGAAAGUUAUGUCACCUCGACAUACUCAGAUAUGGACCUCUAAAUAUAUUCAGCAUUUAGAAUUUUCCAGUAUUGGGUGACUUUUCAGGCCAUAAGGAAGCAGGACAGCUAGUUAUCCUUGCAAAAAUUUUAAACUGUGGGCUGCAUUAAGCCUAUAAUGCCAACUUUAAAGUAUAUAUAUCUGUCUAUUUCCUGGAGACAAUAAGCACCAGUGUAUACCCAGUAAAUAUUGAACUUGUUAAGUCUUGAGUCUCUCCAAUCAAACUAUCCUCAGUAACUUUCAUAAACAGCUGCUCCUAACUUCUUGUUCUGAUGGAUCUUUGUUUAUGACUUGUGCACUUCACUGUGGUUUUAAUUCUCACAUCUACUGGAAGAUGCCGCUGUGCAUUUAUGAAGGCAUUGUUUUACCACAUCCUAGCAUUAGCAAAGCCUUUGUGGAAACGUAUUCCAUGCUGUCCAGAUACAUAUAGGAAGUAUACUGCAAUGACUGAAGGGCUGCUGUUUGUUUUAUGCAGUGUUGCAUCUGAACAUAUAAAUGGGAUGAAUGCUAGUCUUCAUAGAAUUCUAAUACGCCAGUUUGAUUUCUUAUAAUGGAUUUAAAUAUACUUACAUUGUGAAACCAAUAUUUAUGUAUCACAUGAGCUUUAACAGAUUGUGUAGAUUCUUGUUGGAAACUUGCCUUGUUAGGUUGCGUUUUCUUCCUACUUGUGUUCAUUCAAAGAGUUCUAUGAUCUGUUGUAUGUAUUGGCUUUGAAAGCAUGAAUCUGACUCAAUCAACAGCAAGAAAUGUCUUUUCUUCCAACAACAAUGCAUAAAAACAUGUUUAAUUCA
Amphiprion ocellaris (clown anemonefish) is the source of this 3020-nucleotide messenger RNA. Its product is annotated as 5-hydroxytryptamine receptor 3A-like. The coding region runs from base 257 to 1693 and encodes 478 amino acids. NCBI's taxonomy places the organism in Eukaryota, Metazoa, Chordata, Actinopteri, Pomacentridae. Gene Ontology annotation, biological process: nervous system process; chemical synaptic transmission; signal transduction. The transcript has 11 exons. The record is from RefSeq and is a predicted model, not a curated record. Gene Ontology annotation, cellular component: neuron projection; synapse; membrane. Gene Ontology annotation, molecular function: extracellular ligand-gated monoatomic ion channel activity; transmembrane signaling receptor activity; neurotransmitter receptor activity.